Molecule: messenger RNA, 2237 nt
Organism: Asparagus officinalis (garden asparagus)
Lineage: Eukaryota; Viridiplantae; Streptophyta; Magnoliopsida; Asparagales; Asparagaceae
Product: zinc finger CCCH domain-containing protein 46
Exons: 11
Coding region: 357-1544 (395 amino acids)
Molecular function (GO): metal ion binding
Source: RefSeq, a predicted model, not a curated record
CUCCAAAAAUUGGAGUCCGGUUGGAGCUCAACCGGGCUGCAUUUUGAAGAAAUGCAGCUCGGUUAGAGCUGUUCUUAAAAUGACAGAAAUUUUCAAAAUACAGCCCGGUUGGAGCUGCUCUUAAAAUGACAGAAAUUAAAUUUUAAGUAAUAUUUCUUAAAAUCUUCCACAUCUUGAAUUCCUUUUUCCGCUCCGUCACUUCGUAUCCAAACUCACCCCAAACCCAAACUAGUUCAUUUUCUUCUCUCACUAUUUCUGAGAGAUACGCCCUAAUUUAGGGUUUCUCGAUCUUCAAAACCCUACAAAAGCUCAAACCCUUUACGAAUCGGGAUUUUUAUUCCUUUAAGCGGAUACACAUGAGCCGAAGGAGAGAAGCCUGCAGAAAUUUUCAGCGCGGCAGCUGCGACUACGGUGAUCGCUGCAGGUUUCUACAUGUGUCUCAGCAACAGUCAAGACCAAAUUCUUUUGGAUUUGGUUCGCAGAAUAAUAGUUCACAGUUUUUUAAUGCGAAUCAGCAGCAAAAGCCUAAUCCUUUUGGAUUUGGUGUCCAGAAUGGUUCAGGCCCAAAAGGCACACCAAGCUUUGGUGUACGAAAUGAUAGUCCGGCCAAGCCAUUUGAAAACAAGUGGAUCCGCCCCUCAUCUACUAGUGCACCAAACUACAGUCAGCAGGCUUCUACACAACCGCAAGCACCUAAUCAUCAAUGUUCAGAUCCUGAGUCGUGUAAACAUCAAAUAGCUGAAGAUUUCAAGAAUGAACUACCACUUUGGAGGCUUACUUGUUAUGGUCACUGGAAGAAUCGGGCUUGUGACAUUGUUGGCGAUGUCAGUUAUGAAGAGUUGCGAGCAGCGGCAUAUGAAGAUGCUAAGAAAGGGUUGCCUUUGCAAGCAAUUAUUGAUAGAGAGAGAAAUUUGUAUAAUUCAAAGUGUGCUGAAUUUGACAAUUUACUCCGGAAUCCCUAUGUAAUAAGUUCUAAUUACGCUGAAACCAAAAAUUUCGCUGGAGCUAACAACACCAUGCCGUCAAUGUGUGUUCAAAAUAAUGCACCUGCUCAAAGUAAUGCACCGCCGUUGUUUUCCAGCUUCAGUCAAAUGGGGGCAUCAAGUACUGUUGGGCCCAAUCUCAGGCCUACCACCUCAGCAACUCCACCCAAUUCCAUUUUUGGUCAGCCAAAUGUGCCCCAGUAUAACAACCAAAAUGCUGGUGGAAACAGGAUGAAGUUUGGUAAUUCAGGAUCAUUCACUAACCAACCGUCAACAUUGCCAUCUGGAACUUCACCAUUUCCGAACUCUACAAACUUCCAAAAUGGUUUUAUGGCGCCAGGAAGCAACCCGAUCUCCUCCGCUUUGGUUCAAACACCAUUUGCUAAUAGUACACAAUGGUCAAGUUCUCCAGAUGCACCUAGAGUUACUACUGGUACUGUUCACCAGGAAUCUGCAUUGGACAAGCAAGAAGAUGGUGCUGACGAUAGUAUUUGGUUGAAGAAUGAAUGGGCUGUAGGGGAGAUUCCCAUGGUAGCACCUCCAGCGAGAUUCUGUACAUGAGUUUUCCUCCAACAAUUCUGUGUUAUUCUUCGUGGUUUUUCUGUGGAAUCAAAAUUGGAACACAUUUAGGCUUUGUCUUAUGUUAUAGAGCAUAGAGGAUAUACAAAUCUGUUCUCUCUUUUGUUCAAUUGAGGUAGUUCUAUUACUUGCAUCAAGGAAGGAUCUUCGAAUGAAGUAUCAGAUUCUCAGGUAAACAACUGUGGACAGUCAAUUUUGUAUACUUAAUGCAUCGCAGCAAUGGAGUUCGAAAGUUAGCUUUCGUUGGCUUUUGCUCAUUGAGGUUCAUUCGUGGCCGGGUUCUGCAGACCUGUAAGGAUCACUUCUCUCACCUUGAAGUUACUUAGCCUAUAUCAGAAGAUUUUUAGCUGACCUGGUGAGAUUUGGUGGGUGAAUCACAUUUUCUCUGAAGUGGCUUGUGGUUUGCUGUAGCUAAGGAUGUGAAGACUUUCUUGCCCUCUAUUCACGGCUUGUACCUAUGGUGAUCUUAUACCCAUUCAAUCUAGUUCAGAUAUUUUCCUGGGGAAAAUAUGUUUCUUCUUAUAUAGAAAAUGUAAUGAUCACUAGCCACGGUUAUUUUGGGUGUCUCACUGAAUGCCUGUGUGUGUUUUAAUUUGUUGGCUAUGUUUGUUAUGUUGGGAACUCGCUUUUAUACGCCUCAUGUACUGGCAGGAUCUGCAGUGGUCAAUUAUCUUA